Messenger RNA from Triticum turgidum subsp. durum (durum wheat), 1341 nucleotides. Lineage: Eukaryota; Viridiplantae; Streptophyta; Magnoliopsida; Poales; Poaceae. The record is from the annotation of a GenBank genome assembly.
AUGGACGAAUUCGAGCUGGAGGAUAACCUAGAGUUCAUCCUCCAGAGCAUCCAGGAGCUCAUAGAGGAUCAGGGGGACAACAAUCCCUUCGGCGAGGUCAACCAGAAUGAGCUCCUCGCCAACCUCGUCAACUAUGACCAGGAUAACUUGAUGCCGGACGUGUCCGCGGAGGACGUAGUGAACGGGAAGGACGUGCAGGGGAUUCCGUGGGAAAAGAUGCUGUUCCCGAGGGAUCAGUACCGGGAGAUGAAGAUGAAGGGCUACAAGAACUAUCAGAACCUCAGUUAUGCCCGGGAGGACGCUUUGCAGGAUUGCAAACAAGUUGAGAGGGACGGCCCUUACUACGAUUUUCAGUACAACACGAGGCGUGCGCGACCAUCAAUUGUGCAUUUUCAGUUGCAGUUGAGGAAUUUGGUCUGGGCAACAACCAAGCAUGAUGUUUAUACAGUACACAAUCAAUCAAUGACACACUGGUCAUCACUAAACCAGAUAAGCACUGAGCUAAUCAAUGGUGAUGAUUGCAUUAUACCAAAACAGAGAGGGCAUGGUUCACAAUCUGUCUCAAUGGUCCAGUUCACAACUAUGGCUGUAGAUAAUGAUUUAUUGGUAGUUGGUGGUUUCCAUGGAGAGCUUAUAUGCAAGCGUCUGGAGGAUGAUGGGAUAGUUUUCAGCACGAGAGUUACAGAUGAUGAGAAUGCUAUAACCAACUCUUUAGAGAUAUACCAGGAUCCCAAUGGAUCAAGACGGUUGGUGGUUGCUAAUAAUGACUGCUCUGUCAGAAUUUUUGAUACCAAGUAUUUUGACCUACUUAAUCACUAUGUUUUCCCAUGGUCUGUGAAUAGUGUUUCGGUUAACCCUGAUGGAACACUUUUUGCUGUCCUUGGUGAUCACGAGGAUGGCUUGGUAGUGGAUCCCAAGUGUGGCAAGCCGAUUGGUAAAGUUAGAGGCCAUCUGGAUUACUCAUUCUCAUCUGCGUGGCACCCAGACGGCAAUAUAUUGGCUACCGGGAGUCAAGACACAACAUGUCGGCUGUGGGACAUUAGAAACCUAUCACAAUCCUUGGCUAUCCUUGGUGGAAGGCUAGGCUCAAUACGUUGUAUCAAAUUCUCUUCAGAUGGCCGCUUUUUGGCAACAGCAGAGCCUAUAGAUUUCGUUCACAUCUAUGAUUGUUUUGCCGAUUAUGGCAAAGCUCAUGAGAUUGACUUUUUUGGUGAAAUAGCUGGUUUGUCAUUCAGCCCAGACACAGAGGCCUUCUAUAUUGGCGUAGCAGACCAAACAUAUGGAGGCCUCAUGGAGUUCAAGAGGAGGCACCAGCAUCAUUACUUGAACUGCCUGUGGUGA